This is a messenger RNA of Aspergillus niger, 1614 nucleotides long. RefSeq lists its product as uncharacterized. Lineage: Eukaryota; Fungi; Ascomycota; Eurotiomycetes; Eurotiales; Aspergillaceae. Gene Ontology annotation, cellular component: nucleus; cytosol. Gene Ontology annotation, biological process: glycosaminoglycan biosynthetic process; polysaccharide biosynthetic process. Gene Ontology annotation, molecular function: UDP-glucose 6-dehydrogenase activity; NAD binding. The transcript is spliced from 4 exons. The record is from RefSeq and is a predicted model, not a curated record. Bases 1 to 1614 code for a protein of 537 amino acids.
AUGCCGCGAGCGCCAAUUCAACGUGCAUUCUGGCGGACGAUCGCCUCUACAGGCGGACCAACCGCGGCUGUUCUCGCCCUGUACAACCCCUCUGUCGCAGUGACUGUGCUAGACCGAGACCCUCGUCGCAUUCAGAGCUGGAAGUCGGCGCAUCUGCCUGUGCAUGAACCUACGCUCUACAAUGUGGUGCGGGCGACGCGCGAUGGCUCGGACCCCAACCUCUUCUUCACAUGCGACUCGACGACCAUUGCAGACGCAGACAUGAUCUUCUUGGCCGUCAACACUCCCACCAAGACCUUUGGCCUCGGCGCCGGCAGAGCCACCGACAUGACAGCCGUCGACGGCGCCGUGCAAGAUAUUGCACGACACGCAAAGCCGGGAGCUAUCAUUGUCGAGAAGAGCACCGUGCCAUGUGGAUCAGAAAUGAUACUAACAGAGCAGCUCUCCACCCUCCGCCCUAACACCCCCUUCGAAGUCCUCUCCAACCCCGAAUUCCUCUCCGAAGGCUCCGCCAUCGACAACCUCGUUAACCCAGACCGCGUCCUAAUCGGCUCCUCAGGAACAGCCCCAGGCCGGCGCGCAGCCCGCAUGCUCGCGCACCUCUACUCCUCCUGGGUCCCACCCACGCGCAUCCUCCAAGUGAACGCCUGGUCAUCAGAGCUGGCCAAACUCGUCGCCAACGCUAUGCUCGCCCAGCGCAUCAGCAGCAUCAACUCUAUCAGCGCGAUCUGCGAAAAGACCGGCGCCAAAGUCGACCAAGUUGCGCGGGCCAUCGGCAUGGACGCGCGCAUCGGUCCACAGUUCCUCAAAGCAGGAGUAGGGUUCGGCGGAUCCUGUUUCCGCAAAGACAUCGCCAGUCUGACCUAUCUCGCUGAAUCAUUGGGGCUAGACGAAGUAGCGCACUACUGGCGCCAGGUCAACGCUAUGAACGAGUACCAGCGCGUACGGUUCGCAAGGAGAGUCAUCGACCGUUUCGAUGGGAAUCUGUCCGGGAGGAAGAUUGCUGUGCUGGGGUUCGCGUUUAAAAAGGAUACGGGGGAUACGCGCGAGUCGCCUGUUGUUGACGUCAUCAGGGUGUUGCUUGAGGAGAGGCCAGCUGAGAUUGAUAUUUUUGAUUUGUUCUGUCAUGAGGAGGAUAUCCUGCGUGAACUGGAAGCUGCCUGUGGGAAGGAGACUGUGGCUGCUAGGGUUAAGGUCCUGUCGGAUCCGUAUUUGGCGUGUUCACAGGCUAAUGCGGUUUUGGUCAUGACGGAUUGCGAUCAGUUCAAGAAUGGACGGAAGCGCAGUGGAGCGGGGCUUGGGGGUUCUGCUCGCUCGGACUCGGAGGCGUAUGAGAGUCUGGAUGAGAUGCUUUCCCCGGCGCGCAAGGAUGAGACGUGGGCGUUUCAGGGAGUUACGUAUAGAUUGACGCCGGAGGAAGGGUGUGGGAAUGACUGCGCGGCGUGUCGGAGCUGGGCGCCGCGGUCUGUGGCUGUGGCUAACGAGCCAUUGGAGUGGGCGCGCAUCGCGUACAACCUGAAGGAUCCGAAGUGGGUGUAUGAUGGACGGGGAAGUUUAGAUGGGGCGGAGCUGGAGAGGUUGGGGGUGGAGUGUGAAGCUAUUGGACGGAUGUAA